UAUCUAUUGUAGGGUUUUAUCGCCGCUUUAAAUAUCGCUAAAGAACGCCUCGUUUAAGCGCGAUAUUAACGCCGCGAGCGAUAAAAAAAAAUUAUUUAAGAACAAGAAAAACCACGCUAUUAUUAUUACUACUUUUAAUUGUUUAUCGUCAACGGGUGCUCGCAAGAUGAACGAGUCGAAGAACCAGUCGGCGAGUAAACCGAAGCCCGGCUCACUGGACUCGGCCACCAAGAGGGACAAGCCGAGGACCCCGAAAGAGGCCGGCAACAAAUUGGACAAAAACAAGCAGCAAAAGACGGCACUGCAGGAGACCAAGGCGCGGCAGAGAGCCGAGAUCUACGCGCUCAACAAGGUGAUGACAGAACUGGAGCAGCAGCAGUUUGAGGAGUUCUGCCGCCAGAUGCACCAGCAGAUCGCCAACGGGGAGGAAGGCGGCACGGAGGCGCACGACGGCGACAUCAUCGCCGCGUGCCGCGUCUGAUUGCGGCCACCAAGAAAGAGCAACCCCUUACACCUCUCACACCCCCCCCGCCCCCCACUUCCCUCCUCCCCCCCCACUAUCGCCCUCACCGAGAGCCACGUGCAAGCGACCCGGCGGUCGAAAUCGAGAUUCUUAACUUGGCGUCAGAACAAUCGGCGCAAUUCACGGACGCGGUUCGAUUUGCGAGAUUGUUCUUUUGAUGUCAAAUGGUAGCGCCUCCAGUGGCUGCUGCUGCUGCUGCUGGGGUGACGUGAGCCUGUCGUGCAGAACUUGGCGCGAAGCAAAAAAAGCAUUGGUUGUUACACGCGCGAUCUCAUGCAUUCAUAGCGGGUCGAAUAAUCGGUAUUGAUCGACGACUUUACACUUCGUUCUACCCAAUUUUUCUUAAGCUCCGUAAUACGGCAAUCGGAUUAUGUGCAGGGUAAUCGGUCGAUGCAAAUUAUACACGGACACACGUCGAAGCCAUUGGAACAAACGAGACGGAACAAAUUUCAAGCUUCCAGGUUUAUUCAAAUUUAACCAGGUGAGAACGCAAGAGGCCAGGAUGAGUCUCAUUUGCAAGAGUCACCUUGGGGCAUCAGUCUGCCAGUACCGUUGGUGGAGGGGUGGCACGGUGAUAUUUGCUAUUAUGUACAAUCCCAAUUGUGUGAUUGGAACAAUCGACACGCACUGUUAAAAAUAAUGAGGGUACAACAGAGGCGGGAAGCGGAUCGAUCCUCGACGCGGAAAUCGUGCCGUGACGUUGCGACCGACUGCAACGCGGUAAGAGAGGGCUUCUAGAUUGCUGCGUGAAUACAAAGCGGCCUUGUCAUCCGUUGCGCUGGUCAUGGCCGUUAUUCUUAACGAUCGCUCGUAUCCAUUUCCUUAUUGUAUCGUGGUUGUUUACCUUUUGACGGGUAACUUGGCCACCCACUUUUUGUUGGAACUGUGUCCAUGUCUUUGAGCUAAAAAAGUCAACGAUCCAUGGGCGGUGGUGCUCAUAUCAACCCGCGGCCCUGAGUCAAUGUCACGGAAAAAUUCCAAGCUACAAUGGGGUGAUGAUGAGCCAGUCAGUGCACAGAAGAAUGCCUGCUUUGUUGACCACUUUCAUCUUUAGUGGUGGCUAUUAUUUUUAAAAUCUACAGGGUGGAUGAUGGCCUCAGUUGUAACACCUCAAUGGGAUUCGAUAUCGCAUCGUUAAGGUCGUGAGUUGCACGAUGAAACAGCACUACGCAAUAUUUAGUCCGCUUUCGAAGAGUUAUAUUCUUUGGUUCUUUCAGUUAAGUCGCGUAGAAAAUGUUUCGAAUAGUUGUUGCCGUCCCGUGUAUAUUUUACACGCACAGCCCAACCAUGAAUUUUGCUGCACUGCCUUCUGCUGCCCACCAUGUAACCUAUAACACCUGUUAUGCAUGGCGACCACUCAUCAAAGCACUAUCCAGGCUUUAAAAAAAACCCUGCUUGGCUUGCUAAAUCUGAUCGGGCAGAUGUCAAGUUUCAUCUUCGUACGGCUGACACAUUGAUGUAAGGAGUGGUGUUUCUCAAACUUGUUAGGCCCACGAACCACUCAGCUGAUGAAAACAUGAGGUGGUGGUUGUUGAGUCAGAUAAUCGCGUCGGGAGUCGCGGAGUGGUGCAUCGUCGCUUCUGACGAUGCCGUCUCCUUCGUUUUUUAAUCCUUUAUAUUAAGUUCGCUUGCGUGCUUGCUUGCUUGCUUGCGUGCUUGCGUGCUUGCUUGCUUGCUUACGACCGUGCAAACCUUUCGGUCGUUUUUUAACCCACUUCCCGUGAUCCAAUCGAGCUGACAUUUUGCACACAGACUCGUUGUGCGUGACAAUUAAUGUUCGUGAAAAAAAAUUCCAAAAUUUUACACUGUUUAGGGAAAACAAAUUAAAUAUUUAAUUACCAAUUGUUUAAUACUGCAAUCAUCUGACCCAUAGGUGGCAGCCAUCUCAAGCCAGAGGACGAGAGGACUCUAGCCGCCACGCAUAUAAAGGAUUUAGAGUGAAAAACUUUGUUUUUACGGGUUAUACUUAUUUGUUGUGAAUCUGGAAUCGAGUCAGGGGUACGUUCCCACGGUUCAAUUUCUGGGUGGUGACCACAGUCGCACAGCGAGGAGUUUUUCAGUUUAACACGUAGGUUUUUGCAACCAAUAUCAUCCAUAAUAUAGGUUUGUUUUCGCUAUAUAACCCAAAAAACGUAUAUUAUGGGGAGUUUUUUAAUUGCCAUUUGCGCAUCAUCAGCUCGCCGCAUCAGCCGCCACCAUUUGUGCGGGUGCAGUUUAGAUUCAGAUUUUGAAUGAUUUGAUCACAGGUUUUCGUCGGAUAAGCUAUUUUUUAUCGUAUUAAAUUUUUCACCACGUAAGGCGACCUGGGCACAAAUGAUAGCUCAACGAAGUGAAACAUUUACAGCAGCAAAAUACUCUUAAACGCGUGAUGUUGAUUAAAAAUAUGGUGGGAAAAGCCGGAGGAGCCGGAGGAAAAUCUACGCGACCACGGGGAGAACAUCCAAACUCCAAGUAUACAACAUGUGUCGGGGUCGGGAUGGAACCCACGACCUCCUGUAUACCGGGCGAGGUAGUGAACAUCUCGCCACCGCGGAGCCCCAACGCCCCUGGAUACCCAGUAUAGGGUUCUACAGUAGCAACAUUACUCAAUGGGAUUCAUUAAAAAAAACUUGGAUGCAUUUUUAAAGACUCGACAAUCAAAGGCGGCAAGGUUAAGAGGGCACCGUCGUGGCCAGCGCUGUUUACAUCGCCACAACUCGCCAUCACUUCCUGCUGGCAGAUCCACAGCUGUUGCACAGUCACCACGCCGUCUCCAAGGGACGGAGUUGGUGACUGUGACGCCAUCUGGCCUCCGGUCUCUUCUCCCUCCUCGGCCGCCGACCUAUCAGCUUUGCACGCAGUUGGCGCGUCGAUUCGUCGUAGCUGUUGGUGGCUCCUAUUCAAGGCUCUUCAAGCCAGCGUCCGUUAGAGGCGGCAGCAAGGGUCGGAUCCCCGCGCAAAUGGUGCGCGGCUUCCCCGCGAGCUUCGAGGAAUUGACGUCGGAGAAUAAGAUGCAGCAAAUGCGGACUCCACCUGUUCCAUCUGUGUGGGAUAGUGUUGUCGAACCCCCCCCCCCCCCCUUGAUUCAUGGGUUUUCUCCGGGCUCUCCGGUUUGCUCCCACAUGUAUAAACACUCAUUCGUUUGCCGGUAACGUUUUGCUAAGUAGAGGACCGCAGAGCUUAGGCAAUUGUUGGUGGCUGCUGCUGCCGCCGCCGCCGCCUUCGCCGAUCGUCGGUGGUUCCUCAUCCUCGCAUCUCCGGGUCGUUCUCUCGCUCGUCCAGAGUGAGGCAAAUAAUUGUAGUUGUUUAAAAGUUUCCCAAGGGCGUGAAACGUAAUUCGCAAAGUUAAAAGUGCUUUCCACACCCGAUUUCAGCACGGGGCGGUAGGUCGUCGCCCGCUCGCAUUCCUCAGCCAGUGGUGGAAAUUCAACAUUUCUGUGGCGAGGUGUGGGCCAGGGUGGUGGUGAGUCUUGUUAAGACAACCACUUUUUCAUCUUCUUGGUUCUUUCGGUAAAGUGACGUAGAAGGGAAAUAAUAAAAUAAUAAAAAUAAAACAAUAAAAUCAUUCUCACGACGUUUCGGCCACAACGCAAGCAGCCUUUAAAACCCCCCGCCCACCUACGCAUUUCACAAGUAGUGACUAAUCGCAUAUCUGCAUUUCCCAUAAAUAUGGUAAAUUUCUCUUGAUAUGCAAAUUAUUUUGUCAAGGCGCUCUUCCCCCUCCAACCCAGCCUAAAUACACGCUCUAAGCCUGGUGGUGUUUCAUUCAGACGCUGUCUUCCCGACAGACCUGUUCUUCACCUGAGGACGGCUGCUUGCGUUGUGGCCGAAACGUCGUGAGAAUAAUUUUAUUAUGUUUUAUUUUUAUUAUUUUAUUACUUCCCUUCUACGUGACUUUACCGAAAGAACCAAGAAGAUUAAUCCCUGCAAUCACGAAAGCUUUAAAUCGAAAGACAACCACUGUUUACUUAAUCUCUCAUGGUAUUAAUUGUAUUGACCCCGCCCCAAGGGAUGAGAGGCCGUGUUGACCCCCGACUGGGAUUUGAAGUGGAAACGUGCAUUUUCGAGUAUUUGGCUCCUGCUUUAAAUGUCCGCAUGAUAAGCCGCUUCGUUGAGCUAUCAUUUGUGUCCAGCUCUCUUUUGAAAAAGAGCUAUACAGCUCAGUGGGUUUUUACUUGGUAAAAUAACAAAAAAAUGUUUAUAGUUAGUUAAAACCCUCUCCUACCACUGUGCCUCGUAGUAUUUCUUGCAAGAUUUCAAUCUCGGAUCUAACUUCGAGGACAUUGUUUUGUUCUAGCGUGAGACACAAAGGGGCUGUUUGCUACUUACUGCCGCUAAAUAAUCAACAAACGAUCAAAGUGCUGUCGCUGAAGAAGACGCUACUCGCAGCCAUCGGCAUUUGUUAAUGUUUCUAUUACCAAGCAUAUAUUGUUGGUUGUGUUGUCUUGUUGUUUUGUUGGCGAUACACAUGUACUGACAUUGCCACUGUUUACGUGCAAGCUGUAACACUAAAUAAUAACUUCCACUACUGUAUCAAAAAAACAUUUCGUUUCUAAAAAGGAAGUGCCCGAUUUUUUGUAUUGCCUGUUUUUAAGAUAACUUCGUUGUCGUGAAACAUUGAUAAAAGCAAAAAAAGCACCUCCUCUAAAUGAGGUAAAAUGUACCGAUCCAUAGUUAGUUACCCAAGCGCCUGCGUGAGUUUGGUGCGUACCAUUUGGAAUAGGGGUGUUUGUGUCUCUUUUUAUCCUACCACUCGUGCAGCAACCCACUGCGUGUGACUUCUGUAUUGACACGAGUCUUGAACUGAACUGUUUCUGUUUAAAUCUCAAUUGUAACGGUUUAAAUAAAACAAAUGACAAUCUUGAACUGUUUAUAAA
Molecule: messenger RNA, 5379 nt
Organism: Lethenteron reissneri (Far Eastern brook lamprey)
Lineage: Eukaryota; Metazoa; Chordata; Hyperoartia; Petromyzontiformes; Petromyzontidae
Gene: SVBP
Product: small vasohibin binding protein
Biological process (GO): protein secretion; negative regulation of protein ubiquitination
Cellular component (GO): apical part of cell
Source: RefSeq, a predicted model, not a curated record